Messenger RNA from Portunus trituberculatus (swimming crab), 2181 nucleotides. Its product is annotated as TBC1 domain family member 19-like. Bases 5 to 1609 code for a protein of 534 amino acids. The transcript is spliced from 14 exons. The record is from RefSeq and is a predicted model, not a curated record. Lineage: Eukaryota; Metazoa; Arthropoda; Malacostraca; Decapoda; Portunidae.
CAAGAUGCUGCGGCAGGGUCUGGGCACCAACAUCACCGCUAUCGUCAAUAGAUUGGCCUCAGAAUUGCAGAACACACCAUUUUACAAUGACUUUCUUGCCGAUGUGCAGACAACAAUGGCGACGCAAAACUUCAAUAAGGAAAGGUUCGGUGCAGAAUGCUACGAGUGGGCGCAGGGAACUUCCCUGGACACGCGCCUCCGCAACGCCCUCUACCACCUGAUGCACGUGCAGCCAACCCUCCUGGCCAACCCCGACACGCCCCGCCAUGUCCUGAAAGAGCCGCUCACCUACAUCAGGAAGGCGCAGAGUGCGUGGGAGAGGCGGCUCGUGAAAUGCGUCAACAGCAUGACAGCCGAGCUGGGCGUCCCGCUGUCUAGGCGAAGGACUAAGCAAGAAAAGGAAGAAUUCUCUGAUCGCUGGGCAAGCCUUUCCACAGAGGAGACAGACCUGACGAUGAUCCGGCCCGUGUACGCCCCGAAGGACUUCCUGGAGGUGCUUGCCUCCCUUAGGAACCCCAAUUAUGAUGAAGCCGUAGAGGAAAAUCUUUGGGGCAGCAUACAGCUUCCUUUCAAGGUGAACGACAUCAAAGGCUUGGUGGAGCUGUAUGGAGAGCUGGCUUAUUGCUGCAAACACACGGGUCUGGAUGAGGCUGUGGCGGGUGAGUACAAGACCAACCUGACGCUGGCUGAGGAGAGGCUCAUCUUAGGGCAGAAGGUGGUGGAGAGGAACCACGGACCACUGAGCCGGGAGCUGAUCAAGAGUGGCUGUCCCACUAGCCUCCGUGGUGUGCUGUGGCAUCAGGUGCUCGGCCUAGAAAUCACAGACAAGCAUUACAAGCACUUCGACGAGCUGGUGCAGGCGGUGUUGCAGCACGACCUCCUGGUAGACAAACUUAUUAUGAAGGACAUUCAGCUAACAGCCUCUAAUGAUGACCAGUACUUCGUCUUCGAGGACAUCCUCUUCCAGGUAUUGCUUUGCUUCUUCCGCGAUACUGAAGUGCUGAGUCAUUUCGAGCACAGCAGCGCUUCCCCUCCCCUUGCGGUGGCGCGUGGCAACACCCCUUCGCCUGACGCCCUGGUGGCCUAUCCCCCUUGCGGGGUCAUUCCCUUCCACGGCUUCACCAUGUACGCGGCGCCCUUGAGCUGCUUAUAUGAGGAUCCAGUGCCGCUGUACUUCACCUUCAGGGAGAUGUACUGCCGCUACUGGUACCGCCUGCACAUCGUGACCAGCCACUCCCAGGGAGCUGCUGCUCUGGCACUUCAGUUUGAGCUGCUGCUGCAGAGUUGUGAGACGCGGCUUUGGCAACACUGCUGCGCCAUGAGCAUACAAUUGCUCCCCAUAGUAUUCAAGUGGAUCGUGCGGGCCUUCAGUGGAUACUUGGUGCCGGAUCAACUCUUCCAUCUGUGGGACGUUGUACUCGCAUGGGAGUCGCUUGAGGUGCUGCCUGUCCUCGCUCUCGCCAUCGUCAGUUUUCGGCGAGAAAACCUGAUGGACGUCACUUCUCAGCAAGGAGCUGAGGCGGUGCUGGCGGACAUCACGGCCAUCAGCGUCAUCCCACUGCUCAAGCUGGCUCUGGCUGCAGACAGAGGACGAGAAAGAGACCCCUGAUGAAAAAACAAGCAAGAAAAAGCAAGAAAUGCUGCCAGUUAAUAUCAUAAAGUCGACGGAAGAUCAAGUAUCAUUCCUGGUCGCUGUGGAACUUAGAGAUAGUAUACUUUAAUUUUACCUUAGGUUUCUUGAAUCUUCAACAGCUUGACUUGGUAACCAUUACAUAGGAAGAACUGGGAUUAUAUACAAAAUAUAUUAAAAUUCACUAUAAGAAAACUUAUUCAAUGUGUUGGAAAAGACUGAUCAUAUUUUCUAAAGAGUGUUUUGUUCCUUUGAAGCGAGAAUAGGUGAACAUUUUUUUUUUUUAAUGUGGGUCAAGGUUCUUACAAUUCAUUUAUAGUUCUUAUGAAUUAUUAUCUUUUUUAAGAUUACUGAGGUUAGGAAUUUCUUUAUAUUUUUGGUGUAAGUUAAAGUAUGUGCCCAAGUCCUUGGGCGGGCGGAACCGUCCUACUCCUAUCUCAAAACUAUUGUCCUUUGUCAGGGCAUAGGAGAGGGAGGGAUAACUCACAAGCACUCAGGGUGGCUACGUACCAUCACUACGUAUUGCACAUUUACAUGAAGAAGGAAAACAU